Messenger RNA from Tupaia belangeri chinensis (Chinese tree shrew), 1264 nucleotides. It is a transcript of the gene NDUFAF1, whose product is annotated as NADH:ubiquinone oxidoreductase complex assembly factor 1. Gene Ontology annotation, biological process: mitochondrial electron transport, NADH to ubiquinone; mitochondrial respiratory chain complex I assembly. Lineage: Eukaryota; Metazoa; Chordata; Mammalia; Scandentia; Tupaiidae. The transcript has 5 exons. The record is from RefSeq and is a predicted model, not a curated record. The coding region runs from base 191 to 1177 and encodes 328 amino acids. Gene Ontology annotation, cellular component: mitochondrion.
CCAGAAAGAGCAGGUGACACCGACGGAAGACACGCUCGGGCUGCGGGGAAGUAAGAGGUAGCCCCGGCGGAGGUUGGUAUCCGGCGGUCUUGGAAGGCAACACAGCUUUGACAGGUGGAAUUGUGCUUUUCCUUGAAACUUUGUUCCCUUGUAUCCCAGGGAACAAUUUACAUUUUGGCUGUUUCUUACCAUGGCUUUUGUUUACAAACUGUUGAAUGGCAUUUACAUUCUCAGAAGAUGCCCGAAACCAGGUGCUGCCUUGCAUCCAUUUUUGGGUGUUCACUGUGCAGACUACUGUUCCAGUAGUCUUCACAAACCAGAGUCUACUCCUAACAAAGCCUCUUCUCAAGGGAAGACUGAAGGGGGGUUGCAAGGACAUGACCGGAAAGAAGUUGCUUUGGAUGUAACUUCUCCAGAGGAGAAGCUUGAAGUUAGUUUUGACAAAGCAAUUCAGAAUGAGAUAAAGGACCAUUUAAGGUAUUUGAAAGAUGAAAUUGUGAAUCGUUGGAUUGGGCCAGUAGGCCGCUCUCUGAAUGAGGUCUUGCUGGAACAAGCCAAGGUCGUCUGGCAGUUCCGUGGGAAAGAAGAUUUGGAUAAGUGGAUAGUGACUUCUGAUAAGAAGAUUGGAGGCAGAAGCGAAGUGUUCUUGAAAAUGGGCAAGAAUAACCAAAGUGCUCUGCUCUAUGGAACUCUGAGCUCAGAGACUCCACAUGAUGGGGAUAGUACCCAGAGUGGGUACUGUGCAAUGAUAUCCAGGAUUCGAAGGGGGCCAUUUGAGAGGAAGAGGCCUCAUGACUGGUCUCAGUUCAACACUUUGUAUCUCCGCGUCCGUGGUGAUGGCCGGCCCUGGAUGGUGAAUAUCAGGGAGGACACGGAUAUAGUCCAGAGGAAGAAUCAGAUGUUCAGUUACUUCAUGUUCACUCGUGGGGGCCCUUACUGGCAGGAAGUCAAGAUUCCUUUUUCCAAAUUUUUCUUCUCUAAUCAAGGAAGAAUCCGGGAUGUUCAGUCCAAGCUUCUGCUUGACAAGAUCUCUUCCAUAGGCUUCACCCUGGCUGAUAAAGUAGAUGGUCCAUUCUUCUUGGAAAUAGACUUUAUUGGAGUGUUUACUGAUCCAGCCCACACAGAAGAAUUUGCCUACGAAAAUUCCCCAGAGCUUAGCCCAAGACUUUUUAAAUAGAAAAGAUCACGUCGUAGUGUAUUAUUAAAUAACUUGUAGUAGCAUUCAUGAUGACAAAGAUAAAAAUAAAGUAUUUUUUUCAUGGGA